AUGUUGAUGCUGCUGCUGCUACCGCUUGCGCCACCGACCCCCGUGUCGCCGGAGCAGCACGCCCGCAGCUGGCGCAACAUCGUGAGCAGGAAGGUGCGCUUCCCCAUCGCCCUGCAAGCGGCCAUCCGCGACGGUAACGUGGCGCGCGUCUACGACAUCCUGGGGGCCGCCGAGACCGGAGGUGGGGUCACGGCGGAGCGGGGGGGGGCACCCAACCCGCGGCAGGCGGACGAGCAGGAGGAUCGCUCGUGGAGGGAGGCGCUGAACCUAGCGAUCCGCAUGGGCAGCGACGAGGUGCUGGGCGCUCUGCUGCGCUGCGUGCGCUUCGACUUCCGGCAGAUCCACGAGGCCCUCCUCGUCGCCGUGGACACCAACCAGCAGCAGGUCGUGACACUGCUCCUCGACCGCCUGGACAACGACAAGGCCCUGGGCCACAACAAGAUGGACAUCCGCUCCUUCUCGCUCGCCAUCUUCGACCACUCGAUGGACAGCUCGCGCUACCCUCCGGGCGUCACGCCGCUCACGCUCGCCUCGCAGGACAACCUCUUCGACAUCGUCGAGGUGCUGCUGAAGAAGGGGCACGCCAUCCAGCGACCGCACAACAUCUCCUGCGGCUGCCUCGAGUGCCAGAACGGGCGGCAGUACGACACGCUCAAGUUCUCGCUGUCGCGCAUCAACACGUAUCGCGGCCUCGCCGGGCGGCCCUACCUGUGCCUCGCGAGCGGCGACGCCAUCCUCGGCGCCUUCGAGCUGAGCCGGGAGCUCACGCGUCUCGCCAGACAGGAGCCCGAGUUCAAGGCGGAGUACAUGGAGCUGGACCGGCAGUGCGAGGAGUUCGCCGUGGAGCUGCUCGCAAUGUGCCAGAACCAGCGCGAGGUGGACUCGCUGCUCAACGACGCGCCUCCGCACGGCGACGAGGAGCUGGCGCACGGCGCCUUCGAGGAGGGCAUCCCCAGCCUGGGCCGCCUGCGGCUCGCCGUGUCGCACCACCAGAAGCUGUUCGUCUCGCACCCGGUGUGCCAGCAAGUCCUCACCUCCAUCUGGUGCUCGGGCAUGCCCAGCUGGAGGGGCAGUCACGCCGCAGUCAAGGCGGGCACCUGCCUGGGCAUCUUCCUGGGCAUGCCGGUGCUCGCCCUCAUUUACUGGAUCGCGCCCAAGUCCAGGUUGGGGAACCUGCUGCGAACGCCCCUGCUCAAGUUUCUCAUGCACUCGGCCUCCUACCUGUGGUUCCUCUUCUUCCUGCUCGUCGAGUCCAUCAUGAUGGACAGCUCCAGCGACAUCGUGUCCACACGCAACCAGACGCUCAUGGACAACUCCUUCCACAUGGUUUGGGUGGCAGGCUUCCUGUGGUACGAGUGCAAGGAGGUGUGGAUCGAGGGCCUGUGCGUGUACCUGUCGGACUGGUGGAACUGUCUGGACCUGGCCAUGAUCAGCAUGUACAUCUCCUCCUUCACGCUGCGCCUGCUCGUGCGCUGGAGCGGAGAGCUGGCGUGCGGCCGGGACCCGCUCUCGGCCGAGUGUGCGUACUUCACCACGGCCGAGCGCGGGCAGUGGCAAAAAGACGACCCCCAGAUCAUCGCCGAGGUGGUGUUCGCCAUCACGAGCGCGCUCAGCUUCACGCGCCUCGCCUUCAUCCUCCCCGCGCACGAGUCGCUCGGCACGCUGCAGAUCUCCAUCGGCAAGAUCCUCGGGGAUAUCUUCCGGUUCAUGUUCCUGGUGAUGAUCAUCGGCACGGCGUUCCUGUGCGGCAUCAACAACCUCUACGUGCACUACACGUUCAACAAGCUGGGCCGGUUCAACGAGACGUUCCAGUACCUCUUCUGGACGGUGUUCGGCAUGGAGGACCGGCGCACCACGGACAUCCCCAACUUCGAGAUCGCGCAGUUCGUGGGGCGCAGCCUCUACGGCGUCUACGCCAUCAUCAUGGCCAUCGUGCUGCUCAACAUGCUAAUCGCCAUGAUCACCAGCUCCUUCGAGAGGAUCGAGGACGAUGCGGACGUGGAGUGGAAGUUUGCGCGCUCGCGCCUCUACCUCUCCUACUUCCGAGAGGGCCUCACCCUGCCGGUGCCCUUCAACCUCAUCCCCAGCCCCAAGUCUGUCUACUACGCUAUCAUGCGAACGGCCGGGCUCUUGUUUUGCCGGACGUCGCAGGGGCCAUCCUCACCAUCUGUGCCAAGCAUCAGCGAAGUCAUCAUGAACACAGGUGUCCACGACGGCUGGGGCCUGGUGGAACCCAGGGGCGCUCGGCAGAGCCAGGUGAUCAGGACGCUGGUUCGGCGCUACAUCGACAAGGCCCGGCAGGAGUACGAGGAGAACAAGCACAAAGAUCUGGGCUUCAGGGUCGGGGAGCUCACGAAGUCGGUGGCGCGGAUGCACGGCGACAUCAAGUCGAUCCGCAGGAGCCUGAGCCGGGCCCGGCUAGGCCUGCCCGAGUUCGCGGUGUCGCCCGGGCAGGCGCGGAGCGACGGCGACACCGCCUCUUACCUGCACGCGACCUCCGACGGCGAGUCGCCCUGCUCCAGCGCCAGCGCAUCGCAACGCGGCUCUUUCCGCUUCGUCGUCCACGAGCCGGACUCUCCGGCCCAGCAUCGCUCGGGGCCUGCGCACGACGACGCCCAGCACCCGCGACCCGUGCAGCGCGGGGGCGACUCGCAGCGGCUGGGCCCUGUCCACACGCCACGCGCGCUACCCUCCCAGCAACUGGGCUCCCGGUCGCCCGUGAGCGACUGCCUACGAAUCGGUGCCAGCGAUGGCCAUGGUGCCAGCGAGGUGCCCGGCGCGCCGCGGGUGGGCGGCGUGGACCUGGGCGGCGGUCCGAGCGCCGUCGGGAAUCGGCCGACGUCUGUCGCCGAGCGGGCGACUCCGAACGCCGCGGAUGAUGCCCACGGCCUUGAGAGGAAGCCGUCGCUGUUUGAUGGGCGGUCGGGCGGGCGGAAAGGCUCGGGGGAUGACACGGCGGUGGCUCCCGUGGAAGGCGGAGGCGGUGGAGGUGACGACGAGGCGAACGCCCACUGCACCCACGCUUCCACCGCUCGCCCGGAUGCGGCCGCGGGCGGUACGGUGGGUGGCAACAUGGGGGUGGCUACGGGCGUAGGGCGAAUCCGCGGUGCCGAGGAGUCUGACGAUUACACCGCCUUGUGACGCACCUGCCUCUUAACGUUAAGGCUGCAUAUUUGUAACGCCGCUCUGCGCAGUUUUCCUGAGAUUAACAGGCGUAGGCAACCACAGACAAGCGGGAAGGCAGCCAAAACCGACGCCAACAAUUGCGCAUGCUCUGGCUCUAAAUUAGGAUGCUAUGGCCAAGUCCACUAAUGAGUGAUUCUUCUCGUGGAAAGAAACCGGAGCACCUGGAGAUAACCCACAUGGACGAGGGGGGUAAUGCUCUAUACCACUACCUCCAGGGUAGGGUAACCUUGACGCCCUUUGGGAGUUUCACGACAUCCGCGUGAACCGCCAACCAUCGCCUCCGCAGUGCAAGAUCACAGACAUGCACCGCCCCCGACCGGUUCUUGCAUCCGUAAUGAAUUGACUUUGAUUUCAGACUCAACUGCCACCAUCGACAUCGGCAGCCAUGAUCUGUCCACCGCUGGAUAAAGGCCUCCCCAAGGUGUCGCCUUCUCUCGCAUCCCUGUGGUGUAACGGAUCUAACGUCUACAUACGAGCCGAUUCAAUCGCUACAUCUCUGCAAUUGAUGCCCUGUGCGGAGUGUACAUCCUCGGGCUGCCACUCCAUUGUCGGUGGUGUGGCAGCCACGGUGGAGAGAUGUUAACUAUUUCGUCUGAUAUGCAGGACGUCAUGGGUUUAAUCCCUACCCUGACCCCUGUAUGUUUGGAGUUUGCAUGUUCUCCUCGUCGUCGUGUGGAUUUUUCUCCGGAUCUUCCGGUUUCUCCCACCA
Messenger RNA from Petromyzon marinus (sea lamprey), 3895 nucleotides. RefSeq names its product short transient receptor potential channel 2. Lineage: Eukaryota; Metazoa; Chordata; Hyperoartia; Petromyzontiformes; Petromyzontidae. Gene Ontology annotation, molecular function: store-operated calcium channel activity; protein binding; inositol 1,4,5 trisphosphate binding. Gene Ontology annotation, cellular component: cation channel complex; plasma membrane. Gene Ontology annotation, biological process: regulation of cytosolic calcium ion concentration; calcium ion transmembrane transport; single fertilization. The record is from RefSeq and is a predicted model, not a curated record.